Bipolaris oryzae ATCC 44560 is the source of this 468-nucleotide messenger RNA. RefSeq lists its product as uncharacterized. The record is from RefSeq and is a predicted model, not a curated record. Gene Ontology annotation, molecular function: histidine phosphotransfer kinase activity; protein histidine kinase binding. Lineage: Eukaryota; Fungi; Ascomycota; Dothideomycetes; Pleosporales; Pleosporaceae. The coding region runs from base 1 to 468 and encodes 155 amino acids. Gene Ontology annotation, biological process: phosphorylation; phosphorelay signal transduction system. Gene Ontology annotation, cellular component: cytoplasm; nucleus. The transcript is spliced from 3 exons.
AUGUCGGCUACCACCGACGACAAGCAGAGCGGCGACAUCAUGUCGAUUCCCGGCGCCGAGGACCAGAUCGACCCUGCCACGUUUGAGCAGAUUCUCGAGAUGGACGAGGACGAGGAGGAGCGCGAGUUCAGCAAAAGCAUCGUCUACGACUUCUUUGGCCAGGCAGACCAGACUUUCAAGAAGAUGGACAAAGAGCUAGAAAAGAAGGAGGGAAAGUACCUCAAGGAGCUUAGUGAGCUCGGCCAUUUCCUCAAGGGCUCGUCAGCCACGCUCGGCCUCACAAAGGUCAAGGACUCGUGCGAGAAGAUCCAACAUUACGGCCAAUUGAAGGAUGAUGCAGGCACAAAGGACAUUACAGAAGAGCAGGCUCAGGAGAACUUGGGCAAGAUCAUCAAGCAGGCCAAGAAGGAGUUUGCGGACGUCAAGGACAUCCUCAAGGAGUUCUACAAAGAUGACGAUGAAGCUUGA